AUGCCUUGCAAACACGAAUAUUUUAAGGAGAGCGAAGUGCAGGAAUUGCUCAAGGGCAAGAAUAAUCAGAUAUUAAUUGCAAACCAUCACAAGGCAUCACACUUGGCAAGAGUCCUAGUCAAAAAUGCAUCUCGUGAGAGUUCUGAACUGACAAAGUCACAACUUGAGGCUCGAUCUAUGAGGUUCGAUGAUAACAGAGGAUUAUAUAGUAUCCAUGUCUUCGCCGAAAAACUCGAAAGACAAAGAUCAAAAUCCGAGUUUUAUUUGGAUCUUGUCAGAAAAUUUACAACCCAUUAUAUCGCUAUCUAUGAUAAGUUGUUCUUUUUCGGAAGCUUAUUUGCUACUGGACGAGUUACCUAUCGCGUGAGAUGGAUGGAAGAAAACAAAGAUAAGAAUUCCUUGGCUGUGACCACUGCUCAUCUAGAUCAAGAAGCUUCGGAUUAUAAGGUAACAGACUCCGUUAUCGACUUGUAUGUUGAAGCAGACCUGAAUACACCACACAAGAAAAAGUCAGGAAAUGGUUAG
Messenger RNA from Botrytis sinoallii, 525 nucleotides. RefSeq lists its product as uncharacterized. The transcript has a single exon. Lineage: Eukaryota; Fungi; Ascomycota; Leotiomycetes; Helotiales; Sclerotiniaceae. The record is from RefSeq and is a predicted model, not a curated record. The coding region runs from base 1 to 525 and encodes 174 amino acids.